Moneuplotes crassus is the source of this 529-nucleotide messenger RNA. Lineage: Eukaryota; Ciliophora; Spirotrichea; Euplotida; Euplotidae. The record is from the annotation of a GenBank genome assembly.
UAUGGAAGACACUAAACUCCCGAACAUUCUAGUAACAGGCACUCCUGGUGUAGGGAAGACAACCCUCUGUUCUCUCUUAGAGAGCUCUCUCCAUGAAGAGGGCAAGACAGGUUAUAAAUACAUCAUGCUUGCUGAAAGAAUCAGAGAGGAGAAACUCUAUAAAGACUGGAACAAAGAAUUCGAUGUUAGCGAAUAUGAUGAAGACAUGGUCUGUGAUAACCUUGAAGACGAAAUGUCCAAGGGCGGAGUCAUCCUUGAGUUCCAUAGCUGAGGCUUCUUCCCAGAGCGAUGGUUCCAACUAAUAGUCCUUCUUAGAUGUGAUAAUACCCAUCUUUACGAUAGACUAGCAGAAAGAGGCUACGAUCAAAAUAAAAUUACAGAGAAUAUUGAGUGCGAAAUCAUGGAAGUCACAAGUGAAGAGGUUCGUGAAAGCUACAAAUCUGACAUCAUCCUUGAGCUAGCAAAUCAGGAAAUUGAUGAUGUUGAGACUAACAUUGAGAAAAUAAAGGAAAAACUCGAGCAGCUUUAA